Numida meleagris (helmeted guineafowl) is the source of this 581-nucleotide messenger RNA. RefSeq names its product LSM8 homolog, U6 small nuclear RNA associated (gene LSM8). The coding region runs from base 125 to 415 and encodes 96 amino acids. Gene Ontology annotation, biological process: mRNA splicing, via spliceosome. Gene Ontology annotation, cellular component: precatalytic spliceosome; U6 snRNP; U4/U6 x U5 tri-snRNP complex. NCBI's taxonomy places the organism in Eukaryota, Metazoa, Chordata, Aves, Galliformes, Numididae. Gene Ontology annotation, molecular function: RNA binding. The record is from RefSeq and is a predicted model, not a curated record. The transcript is spliced from 4 exons.
AGCGUCAUCGGCACACGACGGAAGCGAUGCCGGAAGUAGUUCUGCGAGCGGUGCCGGAAGUAGUUCUGCGAGCGGUGCCGGGAACGUUGCUGCCGGUGCGAGGCCAAGCGCGGGAGCCGCCGCCAUGACCUCAGCCCUGGAGAACUACAUCAACCGUACUGUUGCGGUAAUAACUUCUGAUGGAAGAAUGAUUGUGGGAACCCUCAAAGGUUUUGAUCAGACCAUUAACUUGAUUUUGGAUGAAAGCCAUGAACGAGUGUUCAGUUCUUCACAAGGAGUUGAGCAAGUAGUCCUGGGAUUAUACAUUGUAAGAGGUGAUAAUGUUGCUGUCAUUGGUGAGAUUGAUGAAGAGACAGAUUCAGCUCUUGACUUAGGGAACAUUCGAGCAGAACCCUUAAAUUCAGUUGUGCAUUGAAAAGAAGAAAAUGCACAGGGACUUUGUAAAUCUUUGGUUGUACAGACCUAUUUAACAAUGUUCAACAGUUUUUACAAAUUGUGCGUAACUUGUUUAGUCACCAGUUUUUUUAUUAUGAAUAUGUUGUAGUUUCACAUGUAAAUUAAAGUUUCUACAUUUUACUAAA